AGCCGUUUCGGCCUGGCAGCGUUUCCUGGCCCCCGCCGCAGCAGCCUGUGGCCGCCUGCGCCCCCCUCGCUGUGCACCAGCAGGCCCCCGCGAUGUUCCGCGUCGUUCCCGCGGCCGUGCUGCGGCCCCUCCUCGGCGGCGCCGCCUACGCCGUGUGGUAUGUGUGCGUUGCCCUGCACAGGCUGCUGAAGCUGGUCGAGCCGCUGCUUCGGCAUCCGGCGAAGGGCCCCCACGCGGGCAAGACCGUGCUGGUGACGACGGGCCGCCAGGCCAAGACGCUGCACGGCGUGAGGGCCCUCAAGGAGAUCGGCUGCAGGGUCAUCGUGACGGACUACCAGGAGAUGAGCGCCAGCGCGGUCUCCACCUCGUGCGACGGCGCGGCGACCCUGGCCCCCCUGGACCCCCGCAGGGUGGGGCAGUGGGUGGACCACCUGGAGAGGAUCAUCCGGAGGGAGAACGUGGACCUGGUGCUUCCGAUGUCCACCAUCAACGAGGCCCUUUUCAUCUGGGAGGACGGAUUGGCUCCAGGCGCGGUUGCCCAACGUUCAGUUCGCCUGCGAGGGCCUCGAGAUGAUGACCCGACUGGACAACAAGCCGCAGUUCGACCAGAUGUGCCGCGAGUGUGGCGUGCCGGUGCCCGAGAGCGGCGUCGCCACCAGCAGGGAGGAUCUGGAGAACGGGUCCAUCCCGUUCGGGGAGAUGGACGUCAUCGUCAAGCGGAUCGAGUCGAGCAUCAACCGGGAGGAGGAGAUCAAGCUCGUCCGCAGGGGCGAGAAGGUGCCCGAGUCGGUGCAGCCCACGCCGUCGGACCCGUGGCAGUGGCAGCGCUUCAUCCGUGGGACGGAGUACUCGGCGUGGUUCGUGGCGGUGGACGGCAAGAUCACCUUCCAGGGCUGCUACCGCUCGGAGAGCGAUCUCCUCUUCUUCGACGGCAUCCCCGUGCCCGAGGACGUCGAGAAGGCGAUUGCUGGCCUCAUCGCCAAGCACAAGCUCACUGGCCAGUACGCCUUCGACUACUUCCGCGAGGACUCCACGGGUAAGUUCUUCGUGAUCGAGUGCAACCCUCGCGCGUCGUCGGUGCUGGAGGGCGUUUCGGGGACCCCGGGCUGGGGCGCGAGUUUCUUUGGCGACGACGUCCGCGCCGCCACGCAGUAUCAGAAGGUGGGGUUCUGGUUCCACCAGAACUGCUGGCCGUUCGUCGCCGACCGCGUCGAGGGCUUCUGGGCCUGGUCCGACCCUCUGCCCGUCCUCGUCGCGCAGCUGGCGUGGCCGCUGGAGAUGCUGCGCAUCAAGGGCGCGCUCCGCGGGGGCGCGCUGUCCAGGUCUCCGAGCGGCAUCCCGAUCGAGGCCGGCGAGCCGCUGACCGCGAAGUUCCCCGCGCUCUUCGAGGCCUUGGGGCUGAACUACCACCACCUCGACGUCAACAUCGGUAAGGUCGUCGUGCCCGGGCCGACGGUGGGCCGCGACUACGCGUACUUCGAGGAGAUCGCGCGGGACACGCGCGCGUCCUUCCUGCGGGCGCAGGUCCGGGAGCGAGGCGCUUGCCCGCGGGUGCUGUGCGCUAGCGCGGAGGUAGCCCGCGCGCUGGUGGGCAUGGACGGCUGCGCGCCCACGGUCACGCGGCUCGUGCAGGACCCCAUGGAGAUGAUGCAGGCGGCGCGGGAGAACCAGCACCUCAAGGAGAGCCUGAUCCUCGGGAGCCCCAGAUCGACGCUGCGCAACCUCGCGCAGCAGCAGAAGUCCUUUGACACCAUCUUCCUCGGGGAGGAGCUGCUCUCGGAGGUGCCGCCGUCCCUGCUUGUCCCGGGUGGCCGGACCUUCUCGCUGGAGACCCUGCCUUCACCACCCAAGGCGCUCUGAAAGAGAGGGCCUCCUUUCUUCGUCCACUCGCGAGCUCUUUGUUUCCUCAAUUCGGAGUCCGCCAGUGCUUUCUUCCACGCGGCACCCGUGAUUUUUGAUCAUCAAGAUGAGGAGCUGUUGUGCGGGAUGCGGGUGUCCACGGAUGUCCCGCGAGAGCGCCCGAAACGACACACACACACACACCACCAUCACCCCUGAUCACCCUUUGUCUCUGUCCUCCAGGUGGUGGUCGUGGUGCGUGUUCUUCUUUUCUACACUUUCCCCAUUUGCUCGCCGCCGCGUUUUGAUCCCCAGAUUGCUUUGAAGUCGGUCGCGGCUGCGACGACCCAGCUCCCCUCGCAGGGCGGCGGCUCGCGGUGGCGGGACGCCCCGGAGCUAGUUUUCGGUGUGCCGUUUGUUUUGUUUUGUUUUGUUUUUCGGGCCUGCCUUGGCUGCUUGGCAGCACAACGCACUGCAGAGCACGCGCGCUACAGUUGGCUUGAUUAGCAGGUCGACCCUGCCAGAUUGAGGGGUCUUGAGUCCUCUCGCGUGUCCUUCAACUCAAGUCCGACUGUAGUCUGCGGACCGCACACGGCCGCAUUUUCUCGCAGAGGCGGGCCCGCGGCAGCGCCGUCAGCGGCGUCGAGACGAUCCGCCGCUGGAUCGCCAAGCCGCCCGGGCCCGACGCGAACCACGCGCUCCGCAUGGGGGCAGGGAGCCGCUCGCGAGUUUUCUCCGUGCGGGUGGACGACGUGUCCCCUCUCCUCCUCGCCCUCGGUCCACCUCUCUCUGCUGACUCCUGCUCCUUUCCUCUCUCCUUUUUGCCAUUCCUUCUCUCUGUUUCGUCAGUGAUGCCUUCUCUUCAUCCGCGUGCUUUUCGCCGACUCUCGGCCAGCCUGGGAGCUACCCUGCGAGGGUGAUCCCCUGGAGCAGGCCGACUCGCAUAGUAAGGACGACCUGUAUAGGUGAGCGCCACAUCCGCCGACCCCUUGUUUUCUCUAGCGGUCGUCGUUUGGUGUGGUGGAGGCCGCCACGCCGGUCACGAGCUGCCUUGGAUCCUUUGGGAAGGCUGCGCAGGGGCCUCCGCCGCCGCCGUGCUGUGGUUGCUGCGUUUUGCUCCUGAGGUUUUGUUGGGAGCCUCGUGGGGGCUUCUCGGGUGCUGCCUGGGGCCUCCAGGAAUAGUCUUGCAGCCGAGGGCUCGACACGUGCCCGUUCGGGUGAGCAUUUGCGAAAUGGAUUCUCCAGAGGCGCUACACG
Messenger RNA from Prorocentrum cordatum, 3096 nucleotides. The record is from the annotation of a GenBank genome assembly. NCBI's taxonomy places the organism in Eukaryota, Dinophyceae, Prorocentrales, Prorocentraceae.